Molecule: messenger RNA, 22041 nt
Organism: Diabrotica virgifera virgifera (western corn rootworm)
Lineage: Eukaryota; Metazoa; Arthropoda; Insecta; Coleoptera; Chrysomelidae
Product: dual specificity protein phosphatase CDC14C-like
Exons: 9
Coding region: 395-2197 (600 amino acids)
Biological process (GO): microtubule cytoskeleton organization; protein dephosphorylation; regulation of exit from mitosis
Cellular component (GO): centrosome; mitotic spindle; spindle pole
Molecular function (GO): protein serine/threonine phosphatase activity; protein tyrosine/serine/threonine phosphatase activity
Source: RefSeq, a predicted model, not a curated record
ACUCAUUGGACUUCUGUAUGAGCUUUCGUAACGUUCGGUUGUGUGACAGUUCAGUGUGGAAGUGAUAAUUCAAAAAAAAACGCAGGCGACAAAAACAAAAUAGGAACUACAUAAUAGAGCUACAGAAAAACAAGAAGAAGGACAAGGACCACAUAGGACCAAAAAAAAAAAAAUAGAUCUGAAGUUGACAGGACACCUGGUUGUGCAUUGCCUUGAGCAAGACGCGCAUAACCAACAACAUGUACUGGGUAAAUGAUUAAAAAAAAAUCGAAACCCAAAAAAAAGGAAGAAGAAGAAGAAGCAAACUCAUUUUUUCUAGUACAUUUGUUGUUGUUUUAGUUUUGUCAAAGUUUAUCACUGAAUUAACUGGAUUCAUUAAGUUAAAAAUAGUGUGAUGUUAAAAAAUACAGUGUUUUCAAUGAAGAACUCACCAAUUACAAGAUCCAGAAAAAUUGCGUCCAAGAGGAUGGAGAACACAGACAAUGUCUUGUUAAAAGCAUCAGAAUUUAUCAAAGGCAGACUAUAUUUUGUGUCUGUGAACUGCACAGUAGAUCUGACAUCUACAAAGACUGUCCAUUAUUUUACAAUAAAUAAAGACAUAAAAUAUGAUAGCUUCCAUAGAGAUUUUGGACCCUUCAAUCUUGCUAUGAUAUAUCACUAUUGUAUGAAGUUGAAGAGAAAAUUAAGCAAUCCUUCGUUACAAGACAAAAAAAUUGUCCACUAUGUUAAAGAUUGUACAGAACUAGAUGGCCAGAAACGAGUGAAUUCUGCAUUUUUGGUUGGUGCUUAUUCUAUAAUAUACCUGGGUUACUCACCUGAAAGGGCAUACGAAAUUCUAACCGAAAAAUCUACAAAAGAAUACCUUAAAUUCAGGGAUGCGUCUAUUGGAGAACCAUACACGCUUAGCCUGUUUGAUUGUUUGAAGGGCAUCAAGAAAGCAUUGGAUCAUGGAUUUUUUAACUUAAGUGAUUUCGAUUACAUGAAGUACGAGCACUACGAAAAAGUGGAAAAUGGGGACCUAAAUUGGAUAGUUCCUGAUAAGUUUAUCGCUUUUUGUGGUCCUCAAGGGAUAACUUAUAGCUUAGGGGAUCAUAAACCAGAAACCUAUUUUCCAUAUUUUAGAAAUCACAAUGUCUCUACUGUUGUAAGGUUAAACAAAAAAGCAUAUGAUUCAAAUGCCUUCAUCGAAGCAGGCUUUGAUCAUAAGGAUUUAUACUUUGUCGAUGGUGGUACUCCGAGUGAACGUAUUUUGCAGCAAUUUAUCACCGUUUCUGAAAAUGCUAAAGGAGUGAUAGCUGUUCACUGUAAAGCAGGACUAGGUAGGACUGGAUCCCUGAUAGGGUGUUAUAUCAUGAAGCAUUACAAAUUUACCGCAGAGGAAGCUAUUGCUUGGAUCAGAAUAUGUCGCCCUGGAUCAAUUAUAGGCCACCAACAAUCUUGGCUUCAAGAAAAGCAGAAACAAAUGUGGGAAACGGGUGAUACGCAUAGAAAGAAACAUGGCAUAACAGCACCAAUUAAACAUAAAACUGGGAUAUAUUCUCUAUCGGUUGAGAACAAAGAUGAAAACUCCAACCCAGAUACUGUUCGUAAAAUAGCUGAAGAAGUGGAUCAUAUGGACCUUCGUGAUUCUGAUGAAGAGUGUGAUGAAGAAUCUCAAGGAAACCAACUUAACCGAAUUAAGUUGCAAAGAGGAAAGAUUGCAAAUAUCAACAGCUGCAAUCACAAACAAAGUGAGCGUAUUCGUAAAGUUUCUGUGAACAUGACAUCAAAUAUCAUCCGCACCCCGGGAAAGGUUACGACCACCACAAAAACCUUUGGAUGUACAGAGAGUAGCCGAGUAGUAACUAAAAGAAUUGAUGGCCAAUCUUUGCGACGAGCUACGAAGAAGAAGAUUACUUCUUCGAUGGUCACUGUAACUACCGCUAAGACUCCGGUAGUGGAAAAGCGACAAGUUAUGAAAAAGAAAGACCUUUUUCAGAAUGUGGUGAAUAAAGCUGUCAAGAAAGAAGAGAUCAACAAUGGGGAAGUUGCCAGUAAUCAGAAUAAAGCUAAGAAACGAGUUUUAGCACGUGAACGGGAGAUGGCAAGAAGAGCUAAGAUGUUAAGAAGAACCCAUCCGAUUGCUUUGACUUAUAAUAAAAUUGAUAAAACCGAGACAGUGCAAACUUCUACAGUAAAGGUGAAUGAAACUCUAUAAAUGGCUGUGUGAGAGACAAUAAAUAUUAUUAUAUCAUUUUAACGGUGUACGGACAGAUAAUCCCUGGACAAAUAAUCCCGGACAAAAAAUCCCCACAAAAUAUUCCUGGACUGAAAAUCACCACAGAAAAUCCCGGUCAAAUAAUCCCCACAAUUUUUUUUGGAAAAAAUGUCCCCACAAAAAAUUCCGGACAAAAAAUCACCAAGAAAUAUUUGCUGCCGAAUAGUUCUCAAGAGUUUUCCCGUGAACGCAAUCAACGCAAAUUCUUUUCAGCCUCAGUGCAUGAGAGUUAUAGCAAUCGCCAUGAAACCGCUUUUCGGCACGAAAAUAAUGAUUAGUAAUUAAGAUUAAGCAUGAAUUGUAAUUUCGAUGACCAAAUUUCGAAUUCCAAUUUCCUAUUCCAACUGGUUUUCCCCAGUACGAAUUCUUGCCGAAAACUUCAAAUCUUACACGACAAAAGAGUGUGUUUUUCAAAAAUCGUGGAAAAUAUGGAGAAUGAACUAAGGCUGUGGACUCAUGUUGUAUUUAUUCGGUUAAAUCUUUUUCUCGUUCUGCUUUGACUGACUAUUUUUAAAACAUUGCCUAUUCGUGAUGAUAACUGCUGGUCUUGAAAACGAUAAUUUCGAUUGUAAUGCAAAAAAACCUGUUCCUUUUUUGUAAAUUUUACUUCAAAAAAAUUUUUACACAUUUCAACUAUUCCAAAAACAACACGUAACAAUUUGUAUCAUGUAACAAAUUUUCAAUUUUCAAAGCAGAGUGAGAAAAAUAUUUAAGCGAAUAAUUGCAACAUGAUUCCCAAAGCCUUAGCUUAUUCCCCAUAUUUUCCACGAUUUUUUAAAAAACACUAUUGCCAUGUAAGAUUUGAAGUUUUCGGCAUGAAUCCGUACUGGGAAAACCAGUUAGAAUAGGAAAUUGAAAAUGUGGUCAUCGAAAUUACAAUUCAUGCUUAAUCUUAAUUGCUCAUCAUUAUUUUCGUGCCGCAAAGCGGUUUCAUGGCGAUUACUAUCUAUAACUCUCAUGCACUGAGGCUGAAAAAACAUUGCGUCGAUUGCGUUCACGGGAAAACUUUUGACAACUAUUCGGCAACAAAUAUUUCUUUUUUGUGGUGAUUUUUUGUCCGGGGAUUUUUUGCCGGGAAUAAUUUGUGAUUUUUUUGUCCGGGAAUAUUUGACCAGGGAUUAUUUGUCCUAUGUUCCAUUUUAACAAUAAUUACUGAUGUCAAUGUCAGCGAGUUAUAUUAACUGUAGAUGGUUUGUUGCUCUUAAGUUUGCCUUAUAUUUACAUAUGUCGUUUUUAUUAAAAGUUUUGUAUAUAGAACAUUGGUGGUUCAAAAAAAUUACAAAAAAAUAAGUUUAAAAUGCUGAUUUUUAUGAAAUACACAUUUAUAAGUCUGAUUUUGUACCAAAAUCGGAAACAGUAUUUAAACAAUAGCUCAUAAGUCUUUUUUUUCACAAAUUAUUGCCUAUAGUGAAAAUAUAUAAGUGAUUUUACUGUAUAUACAUUUUAUUUUAUAUACACUUUAUUAAACUAAAAUAAUUAUGUUUUUUAUAAUAAUUUUUAAAAUUGUGUUCGCCAUUAUUGUGUAAUGGUUUAAUUUUAAGUAAUUCAUUUUUCAUUUAUUUUUGAGUCCGCUUUCUGUUUAGAUCCAGUUUUCUGCUCCGUAUGUCAACGUUGGCCCGCCCAUACAGUGAUGAGCGCGCUAAUAUAACCGGCAAAAUAUCGCAAAAUAUGGAAAACAAUACAUUAUGAAAUAAAAAGAGAUGAAACUAGUAGAGGUGGAAAUUAUCAAUAUAAGCGUAUAAAUUAACAUUACAUUACACAGUUUAUCACCUUCAGACGUAUCGGAGGAGUAUGACAACUGUCGCUGUGACAGGAGAAUUUUAUAAAAUACUCCCGUCACAGACGUCUAAAGAUGGGAAAAUAUGUUAAUUUUAAAUGUUAAUUUAUACGUUUAUAUAGAUCAUUUCCACCUCCAUUAGGUGUAUCUCUUUUUUCUCACAAUGUCUUAUGUUUUCCAUCUUUUGCGCUAUUUUGCCGGUUAUUAGCGCGCUCAUCACUGUAUAUUGUUUCAUAUAUUGUCAUCUUCGUUUUACUUGAUAUUUCUUUGUUGUUGAGGAAUCCUCUAUUUAGAGCCUGGAAUAGUUUCCUGUACUCUCUAGUCUAUUGUUGAGAUCGUCCUUGAUUCGUCCUUUGUUAUUUAUUACUGUUCCCGGGUAUUUCUAUAUGUUUGUUUGCUAUAUUUUUCCUAAUCUAUCAUCACUUCGAUUUGGUCAUCCCUGUCUUUUUUUCUUAUUAUUUUUAUUAUCUGUGUUAAGAGAAGUCGUUGUUUAUAUUUAUGUUGUAUUUUUUUACUUUUGAGUUCCAUUCUUCUAAUUUGUGCUUCAGUUUUUUACUGUUUCGGCGAAUCUGCAAAUACGCAUAUCUCUGCAUUUAUCAUUUCUAUUCUAACAGUAUGUUUUAAAGGAUUUCUUACAUUCUUUCACUAUAGCUCCUUACGUUUUAAAUGGUGGCGAUUGCAUAUUUUGUGUUCUUCGCUGUGCAAUCAUCUAUUACUUCUUACAGUUUGUUCCAGAAUUCUUUUUUCGUUUUUUGUUGCAUCUUCAUCUGAUACCAUAGCAUAUAAUUAGGUUUGUAAUUGCUUCCUUUGUGUCCAUCUCUAAGGUGGUAUAACAACGUACUUGAACAUGUGUGCAUAACAUGUUCAAUUACGAGCUUUUAAGCAAGUACCCUCCUCAAAACAUUACGGUCUUACCAAAUAGCACCCUAAAAGAAAUGUUGUAACUAAAAAGUAUCUCUCUUUUUUUUCUCCUCCUGCUCUCCGUCAUACACGUUGACGUUCAGAUUUUAAGUUAAUUAUUGUAUCAUCAGAGAACGAAAUCUUAUUUCAAUAAUGACCAAACCCACAUUGAAGAUUUCUCACAAAUUUCAAUCCUUGAAUUUAGGGUUAGCAAUCAAUUUUUUGUUAAUUUCCUGCUAUUUCUUAAAUUCGUUUUUAUAUGUAAACAUACACAUAAAUUAGGUUAAUAAGUUGUUUAUUCAAAAGUAUUUGAAUGAGUUUUAGAUCAGUUAAUAUUAGAUAACUGAUGUUUGUAGUUUUAAAAUAAAACAUAGUCCAUGCUGUAUGCUCGCCCCUUACGCCAAACUUACUCAAAAAGAGGUCCUUAUAACAAAUCCACAGGGUACCGGCGGUACCGCGGUCGGAAAAUUGUUUAAAGAAUUUUUUUAAAACAAAUUCAAAAAAUCAAUUUUUUCACUUCGGACAAAUUUUUUCUGAUUAUUUGGGACAUUCUGAGCAAAAAAGUUCUGUUUGAUUUUUCUUUAAAAUUGAUUGUUGUCUAGUUAUACGCGACUUAAAAUUAGAAAAACGCGAAAAUGGUCAUUUUCAAGGCUUUAUAAUUAUAACUCAGUUAAAAAUUAUUAUGAAAGUCAGAAAGUGGCCAAUGCCCCCCCCCCCUUCAAGAGCUUGAAAAAAUGUUUGUCAUUAUUUUAUUACAAAGCUGUUACUUUUAAUUAUUAACAAUGAGCGAUAAGCGCGUAUUAACGUGGCCGUCUCAUGGUGCAUCUCUCUCUCUCGCACUCUAUUGAACGUCCGCCUCAAUACGCACUUAGUAAUAAAAUAAAGUAAUAGCUUUGUAAUAAAAUAAUGACAAAAAUUUCUUCAAGAUCUUGAUAGUGGGGGGUGGGGCAUUGGUCACUUUCUGACUUUCAUAAUAAUAAUUUUUAACUGAGUCUUGAAAAUGACCAUUUUCAAGAUCUUGAAGAAAUUUUUGUCAUUAUUUUAUUACAAAGCUAUUACUUUAUUUUAUUACUAAGCGCGUAUUGAGGCGGACAUUCAAUAGAGUGCGAGCGAGAUACACCAUUGGACGGCCACGUUGAUACGCGCUUAUCGCUCAUUGUUAAUAAUUAAAAAUAAUAGCUUUGUAAUAAAAUAAUGACAAAAAUUUCUUCAGGAUCUUGGACAGGCUUUAAACUUUGAUUUGGUCAAUUUCUGACUUGGCAUAAUACAAUCGAACCCGACUGGAUAUUCUAUAUUCUUCCACUAGCCUUCGUGCCAGGCAAAAAUAUUACUAUAACCGGGAUAUUCUAAUAACCGAGCAUUCGUACUCGGUAGAAACGUUUCCGAUCAUCAAAUUUCUAUUCCUUAAACCGGGAUAUUCCUAUACCCGGUAUUUAAGCCUUUAAAAAGGAUAUUUUCGCGUUUUCCAAAUUUUAAAUCGCUUAUAACUCGACAACAAUCAAUUUUAGAAAACACUCAUAAGAGACCUUUUUUGCGAAGAAUGACCCAAAGGAUCUAAAAAAAUUGUCCGAAGUGAAAAAAUAUUUUUUUUGAAUUUGUUUAAAAAAAUGUUUAAACAAUUUUUUGACCACGGCACCGCCCGGCACCCUGUGGAUAUGUUAUAAGGACCUCUUUUUGAGUAAGUUUGCAUACGGCCUGGACUAACAGUAUGUGCUGGAAAUGUAAGAAAAUAACCAAAGCCUACCAGUGAACUAUCUCAGAAUGUUUUUAAAAAAUGUUAAUGGUAUCUUUAUUUUUGUCCAGUAAUUUAUAUCAUUAACACUAAAUUAUAUAUUUAUAGAUAUUUAUUCAUAAUGGAAGUAUUUAAAUAGUUGAUUAUUGAUUUUUUAUGUCAUCUUAAGAGCUAAUGUUUAAAUGUUCGGUGUACUGUUUAAAGUAUUUAUUUAAAUAUUUUUUUACUUUUUAAAUAAAGCAAUUUUUGUAUUUUAACAUAUAUUUAUGACAGAUUUCAAAGGGCUGUUUUAAUUUUCUAUAUUUGUUUAUUUACGUAGAAUACACAUAUUUAUAUCUAUUGAUGUUGAGGUUAUUAACUCGUAGAAUAAUUAGGUCCGCCAAUUUGUUAAUACUUGAAAGAUUAUACUUGAUGUCACUUUUAAAAUCUGUAAAUCACUUUUAAAUGUACAGUUAAUUUAUAAGUUAAAGUUCGUUCAUACGACACCGAAUCGUUACUACAUUUUACUGUAAAUUUUGGUGCACCUUUACACAAUCAAAAUUUUUGUUUUUUUAUUGUGUCUACAUGAUUUUUUAGAUUUUAUUUUGUUGAUUGCUUAAGCCAAAGAUGUAGUUACUGCAAUUAAAACUAGAGGCCUAUAGUUGGCAGUAUUUGUGUACAUCUGUUUAUAGAUAAUCCUGCAAGAAAGCUACCCUGCAAGACGUACUCUAUUGGCAAAACCCGAAAGAAAAAGGCGUACAAAAAUGUAUGUACAAAAAAACCAUUUUGGAGAGAGAAUAUUCCCUUUUGUUGCGGCUUAUUAUAACAACAUCCGCAUAUGCGCAUAUUUGCAUAGAUCUGGUAUUCAUAUAGCCGUUCAUAUCCAAUUUUCUAACAACAGCUUCCAAAGUUAAAUUAAAAAGUGUUGUUGAUAAGGCAUCACCUUGCCUAACUAUUUUCAAUAUCAAAUGUCUGCCAUAUCUCCAUCUAUUCUCACCAUGGCUUUGGAACCCUCCAACGGCAUUCGUAUAAGUUUAACUAACUUAUUGGGUGUCCCUAACAUAGAUAGUUGCUUUAACAUAUUUUGUCUAUGUACUCCAUCAAACGCCUGUUUGAAAUCGAUAUACAAAUUGUAAAUUGGUAUGUUUAUUCAACACAUUUUUUUUUCACGUAUACCUCUUAACAUUGUAUUUGGUCUAUAGUUGACCUCUUUGGUCUGAAACCACAUUGGUAUUCACCAAUCAUUUCUUCCGAAAACGAUUCCAGGCGGCUGUAUAUAAUUCCUGUUAUUUUGUUGACGACAUUUAAGGGGUUACAUAGGUCCUGCGGGUAAAAAAGUGACUUUAAAAAAAUUGUAUCUCGAAAACUAAAAAUUAUUUUUAUUUAUAAUUGGAACAUGUCAAAAGUAUUAUACUUACGGUACUCUCAAAAAUUGUUGACUGCAAUUUUUCGACAACAGCCCUUUUUUUGCGAUGGGCAGCAUAACUAAGUCCAGGCUCAUCUGAAAUCAAAUAAUCAAAAGGUUUCUUGUAGUUUAUACCUCUGGCUAGUGAAUGAACGAAGAAAUUAAAAAAAAAAUGAAAUUUGAAGAUUUUACUCAAGUUUAAACACAUUUUCGACCCAAAUUUUUCUCAUUUUUUCAAAAAUGACCAUUUUUAAAGUAGUUUUUUUUAUAAAACAAAAACAACUUUACCUAAUAAAAAUUCCUUCGUUCAUUCACUAGCCAGAGGUAUAAACCACAAGAAACUUUUUGAUUUCAGAUGAGACUGGACUUAGUUAUGCUGCCCACCGCAAAAAAGGGCUGUUAUCGAAAAAUUGCAGUCAACUCUACAAAAAUGAAUGUUUUUUACUGAAAUUUUUUUUGAGAGUACCUUAAGUAUUAUACUUUUACACGUUCCAAUUAUAAAUAAAAAUAAUUUUUAGUUUUCGAGAUAUAAUUUUUUUAAAAAGUCACUUUUUUUACCCGCAAGACCUAUGUAACCCCUUAAAACUGUUAUGCCUCUAUAAUUUUUGCAGAGUCGUUUGUCUCCCCCUUUGUACAUCGGAAGUAUGAGUCCUACUUUCCAAUCUUCUGAGAUGACUUCUAAUGUCCAUAAGCGGUAGAUUAGUUUAUGGAUAAGCUUCCAUAGCACAUGUCCACUAUUCUUUAUCAGUUUUGCAGUUAUUCCAUCUGUGCCAGGUGCUUUGUUAUUUUUUAGAUGUUUUAUGACGUUUAUCGUUUCUUCCAAUGUUGGUUGCUCAACUAGUUGUUCUCCUGUGUAGUGAAUUAUUUCUUUAUCUGGGUUUAAGAGCUCUUGAAAAUGCUCCUUCCACCUUUCCAUUAUUUCUUCUUUCUCGUUGAUAAUUGCCCCAUUCUAGUACCUUAAACAAAGACUGUCCAAAUAAUAAAUGGAGUGGGAAAUAUAAAAAUUAGGCUCGGUAAAGUUCAUAUAGCGAAUUGUGAAGACAUUUUACAAACUAGGUAAAAGAUCCAGGGCAAACCGAAAAUAUGAAUGAGAUGCCACCAUAAGAAAAAUGGUGACAGGAAACAGGACAAAGAUAAUGAAAGCAUGGAUAUCAUAGUAAAAAAUGCGCAUCUAUAAAUUGUAAAAGAAAACUUUUAAUGGGUUGAACAUAGAUGUUCGUGUAUAAAUUCAGUCUAUCCAGAAAAGAAGAAAAGUCCCAGAUACAAAAUUCAGUAUUAAAAUAAAAGUAAUGAUUUAAAUCUGAAACCUUUCUUGGAACUACUUUCUGAUAACAUCCUUUAUAUUUGACUUUUAUAAUUUAUAAGCCAAGGGACGACGAAUAAAGAAAGCGAAAAGGAUUCUACAAUAUGCAAUCGCAUUUCAUCUUACUCGUCUAGGAAAAGGUCCAAGAGAUAGUUCCAAUAUUCAAAAUCUGAGUAAAGAUAAAGAUAGAAGUGGAUUCAUCUGAAUCAAAAGGAAACAAACUGUCGUUCUCGUUUAUCUUUACUUAGAUUUUGAGUAUUGGAACUAUCUUUCGGGCCUUUUCCUAGACGAGUAAGACUUAAUGUGAUUUCAUAUUGUAGAAUCGUUUUCGCUUUCUUUAUUCGUCGUCUUUUGGCAUAUAGAUUGUAAAAGUCAGAGAUUGUUAUAAAAUGAGUUAGGUGAGCUAACUAAAUGACCUCCAACAACAAUGACAAUUAUAAUUCACUCAAUUACAAGACAAUAGGAAAACAUUUUACUUGAACAUAACUGACAGUAUAUUUUCUAAUUUCUUGACAUUACAUUUACAACUUCUAUACUGUCAAUACAUAGAGUAUGUACAACUAUAGAGCAACAUCUACUUUUAACGCUGUAUAUCGUAACACUCUCCCUCAACGUGAAAAGUAGAUAAGCCAAACAAUUUUGGUUUCUUUCUAACACGCAUAUUGUAACGCUUAGAUUCUUGAACACCAUCAUCGCUUCUUUCUUCUCUAUUCACUUCUUGAUUUUCACUCGUACUUUCUGCACUUUCCAUAUUUUUAGAUUUCACAAUUUCAUUGAUACCAUUUUUCACUUUUUCUUAGUUUUCAUUUACACUAAAACAUUCCGACUGAUUCUGGUUCACUGAUUCGGCUUUAUCUUCAAAAAUUUGCAAAUUGCAUGUAACCUCAAGUUUAAAUCGUGCGUCGUGGCUCGAUACGAUUCUUCUUUCAGAUGGAAUCCAUAUUCUAAAACCAUCCCUGUCAUUCACGUAACCAACUAAAUAACCAUGUAUCGCCUUGUCAUCAAAUUUACUGCGUAAAUACUUGUUUACGUGAACAUAACAUUCAGUGCCAAAUAUUCUUAAAUGUUUCAAACUCCCAACUGGCUUUCCAUACCACAAUUCAUAGGGACUUUUAUUCUCAAUUGAUGAUUUUCCUGUGCGAUUCAGAAGAUACACUGCAGUAUUGCAUGCUUCUGCCCACAAUUCUUUGGACAACUUGCAUGGGUUUAACAUGGAACGAGCACACUCUACAAUGGUACGGGUUUCCCUUUCAGCAACACCAUUCUGAGGUGUAUAGCGUGGAGUGAUACAAUGCUCUAUACCUCUACUCGCAAGAAGUUCAGAUACCUUUCUGUUGUCAAACUCUCUCCCUCCAUCACAUCUCAGUUGCUUUGCUACAUGGCCAUUUGUGUUUGCUUCAUUUAAAAAAUUUUCUAAGAAGGUACAUACCUCACUUUUGUGUUUCAUAAAGAAAACUUUCCGAAACUUACUGAAGUCAUCUUUAAAACAUACGUAAUAACGUGCUCUUCCCAGUGAUUCUAUAGACAUGGGUCCAUUCACAUCUGCAUGAAUCUGCUCACCAGUGACUUGUGGCCGAUUGAUCCUAGUUUUAAAUGGCAAUCUAUGCAUUUUUCCAAUUGCACAUCCUUCGCAAAAGCUUUCUUUGCACCCAUCAAUGUCUAUAUUCAUUUUCUUCAAGACCUUCUUUACGUGUUGCUUAUGCUGAUGACCAAAUCUUUCAUGAUACACUUGUAACAUAUCUGUUGACUCUACUAAGUUCGCUUGAAUGGGAUUGGUCGGUUUCAUAACACGUAUAUCAAGUGCAUACAGGCCAUUACUGAAGUACCCAGUCAUUACAGAUUCAAGAGUAUUUUUAUCAUGUAUAUUUACACCUUUAUCAUCGAGUACUGUAACGAACCCUCUUUGUGCAGCAGCUUUCACAGAAAGCAAAUGAGCGCUUGCUUCAGGAACAUAAAAAACGUUCUUCAGUUCAGCAUCUUUCCAUUUAUUAUUCAGACGCGUUUGAAUUUUCACCGUUCCUUGUCUAUAGGCUAGCAUACAUACAUCCUUCUUACCAGGUGAUAUCUUUUCGGGUUCAGCAAACUCUGUAUAAGAUGAGAAAUAUUGCUUAUCUGUAGUGAUAUGAUUUGUGGCUCCACUGUCACAAUACCAUUUCCCAGCUUCAACACAAUUGUUAGAUGAGGCACUUAAAACAAUAGACAAAAAAACAGCAUCAUUACUUUUAUUCUCGCCUAAAUUCUCAGCAGAUUUUUGCAAUGGACACUCUCUCGCCCAAUGGCCUAAUUUCUUGCAUCUGUGACAAGAAAAUUUUUCUUUUGCACGAUGUACAUUUUUGUAGUUGUACUUUGGCUCUGUUUGUAUUUUUCUGUCGGGCUAGUGCGUGCAACAAACGCAAAAGAUUCUGUGGUACUUUGGUCACGUAAUUCAAUGGCACACAAUUUCUCAAUCAAUAAAUUCAAAGUUUGAUUCUUUGAUGGUAUCGUGUCCCACAAAUCUUUGAAAUUAUCAAAGUCCUUACCCAAAGUUGAUAAGAUCCGUCCAUUUAACAUUCUUUCGGAUAAAACAUUUUCAUCAUGCUUCAGCAAUUCAUCAUUCAAAUCUACAAACAGUUUCUGCAACUUCGCAACAUGUGUGCUAAUAUCUUCUUUUUCAUCACGUUGGACUCUAAAAAAGGCUUCAAUUAACAUGUUUAACCGUUGCGUACUGCUACGUUCAAAUCGCGCACGUAAUUUGUCCCAUAUUUCUCUAGCGUGAGUACAUGUCAUCACGAGCUCGGCAUCAGUUUUUCCUAGCGUACCUGCUAACAAACUUGCCGCUUUUGCAUCGUCUUUUAACCAUUGUUGAUGCUUCUCUACUUCCAAUGAAGUUGAAUUUUCAGCAACCUCGGGACACUUAAACGUACCGUUCACAAUGCAAUAACAUCGAAACGUGCCAUUUCCAUUUUGCCCAGUCUUCAGGGCCCUCAAUUUUAUCAACUUGAAUUUUAUAAUCGUUAUUGCUGGUCGCCAUAUUUUUUCACCUGUUCACAGUUCACGUGAAUUGGGCCUGUAACCUGUUAUAAAAUGAGUUAGGUGAGCUAACUAAAUGACCAACAACGAUUAUAAUACUCUCAAUUACAGGACAAUAGGAAAACAUUUUACUUGAACAUAACUGACAUUAUAUUUUCUAAUUUCUUGACAUUACAUUUACAACUUCUAUACUGUCAAUACAUAGAGUAGAGUAUGUACAACUAUAGAGCAACAUCUACUUUUAACGCUGUACAGGGUGUUUCAUUAAUAAUUGUCCAUAUAGUAACUGGAGAAACCUUAGCACAAAAUACGAAGAUUUAACCUAAAACACUUAAAUAAAAUGUGGUUCCUUACUGAGUUACAGGGUGUUUUAUCUAAAAAUUUAAAAACUAUUUUUGCUUAGCAUUUAAAAACUAUUCGACGUAUCCUUUUCAUACUUGGCAAGAAGUAUAAGUACUAUAUAAACUACUAAAUUAUGUUAAACAAACGUUUCUGUCUUUUACCAGAGGCGUACGACGGGGGAAAGUGAAUGGUUGACCCUUUCCAAAUUCUACGCCACUGGCGGAAUUGCUAUUUUAGUUCAAUUUUUGGAUUCUCCAAUACGUUCUAUGAAAAUAAUUCAUUCGUAACGAUACAGUCAUUAGUUUUCGAGAUCUUUGAAGUUAAAAAUGAAACGACACUGUUAUUAUGAUUAAUAUAUUGUGUCGCUUCAUUUUUAAUUUUAAAUAUCUCGAAAACUUAUCAUUUUAUCGUUACGAAUGUAGAGUAUAUUAUUUACAUAAAAAGUAUUGGAAAAUCAAAAAAUUACACUAAAAUAGCAAUUUUGUCAGUGGCCUAGAAUUUGGGAAGGGCCAACCAGCCACUAUCCCCUGUCGUACGCCACUGGUAGUAACUAGAAACGUUUAUUUAUCUUAAUUUAGUAGGGUGUAGAGUACCUACACUUUCUGACAAGUAUGAUUAGGAUACGCCAAAUGGUUUUAAAGUACUGGGUACAAAUAAUUUUUAAAUUUUAAUCAUAUGAAUCAUAAUAUCAUAAAUUAAUCAAAAUAACUGUGCCGUUUCAUAUUUAACUUCAAAUAUCUCGAAAACUAAUGACUUUAUCGUUACUAAUGAAGAGUAUAUUAUUUACGUAUAAAGUCUGGGAAAAUCUAAAAAUGGCAUUCAAAUAGCAAUUCCUCCAGUGGCGUAGAAUUUGGGAAGGGUCAACCAUUCACUAUCCCCUGUCGUACGCCUAUGGCAGUAGCUAGAAACGUUUGUUUAUCACAAUUUAGUAGGGUGUAUAGUAGUCGCACUUUCUGUCAAGCAUGAAAAGGAUACGUUAAAUAGUUUUAAAAUGCUGAGCAAAAAUAGUUUUUAAAUUUUUAGAUAAAACACCCUGUAACUCAGUAAGGAACCACAUUUUAUUUAAGAGUUUUAGGUUAAAUCUUCGUAUUUUGUGCUAAGGUUUCUCCAGUUACUAUAUGGACAAUUAUUAAUGAAACACCCUGUAUAUAGAUAAAGGAUGUUACCAGAAAGUAGUUCCAAGAAAGGUGUCAGAUUUAAAUCACUUGUUAUUUUAAUUUUAUUUGAAUAAUGAAUUUUGUAUCUAGUACUUUUCCUUUUUUCUCUAAGAGAUGUCGCUACAGCGUCUUAAAAGUGGAUUUUAAUCUAUUUUUGAAAUUCCACUUAAAUACGCAGUUUAUUAUCGUCUUGGUUCAGAGGUGUUCUCGUUGUCCUAUUGAAGACGUCUAAGAGACAGAAACAGCUGUCUAGGGAUGGUGGAUAUCCUCAGAAUCGAAAGGAAACAUAAACUGUCGUUCACUUUUAUCUUUUAUCAGUCCAUUCAGAUUUAUUGUGUAAAUUUAUUCCACUGCACUUAGUAAAAAAUAUCGAUUCUGUAUCCCAUGAACGAACGAGGUUUUAUUGAAAUGAAUGUGAUAACUCAAAAUUAUGGAAAUAUAUUAAAAUAAUACCAAGUAACUGGACAUAACUUGAUUUUAGAAUACUAGCGUUGAUUCUAGUGGGUACUACGUUACUAAUAGUACAAUAAACACAAAUGGUUACACUUCAUCAACAAUUAUUGUAGAUUUUUAUGACUGCAUCACAUUUAAAAAAUACUCGAAAAUAGAAACGAGCGAAGAUGUAUAACAUUCUGAAAAAAAAAACAAAAUAAUAUUAGGUGAACUUGAUUUUAAUAAUAUUGAUGGAAAAUACUUGUUUUAAUUUAGAGAUAUAUUAAUAAAACACAUAGUGCUUGUCUGCUUUAUAACAAAUUAUUUGUACCAAGUUUAGACUGAGCAGUGUAGAAAUUACCACACGACCCUGUAGAUAUUUUCACAGUAUUCUACGAACAUCCGAUAAGGACAGCUUCAUUAUUUCAAUUAGUUUAGUUUGAUUCUGUUGUCAUUCACAGUAAUCACUUGUGACAUAAAAUAAGGAGGUAAUGAGCCCUAAUAACUAUACGUUGGAACAAGCAGUUAAUUUGCGAGUAACAUGAAUAAUUACCGAAUUGUUGAAGUUAUUUUUUUUAGGCGCGAUUGGGAGUAAAAUUUCAUAAAUCUGCGCGCAUGCGCACACAGACAGUAAUAGUUCGUUGCUAAUCUUUCAAGAUAGGUAUGUAUGUAUCUGUAUCAGCGCAAAUAAGUCAUUAAAAGAAUAUAUUAGUUUUUUUAGUAAAUGUAUUAUUUAUUAUAAUUUUUGGAUUUGUCUUUCUCUGUAGUAAGAUAAUAAAAUAUUAUGUAUGUAGGUAUAACAUUUUUAUAUGUCUAUUUGUCACAGUGUUGUGUAAUUAUAUCCGAAACUUACGUGUCACUUAAAGAAGCUCGGUGGCGUAGUUGGUAGAGCGUUGGGCCAAUGAUUGGAAGGUUGCGGGUUCCAAUCCUGGACGAUUCAUAUUUUUUUUUUAAUUUUUGGUUGUUUUAAUAAAAAAUUUUUGAAAGUGGUAGAUAAGAAAGUUAUUUUAAUAUUUAAAUAAAAUACAAAUAACCUGUUAAGUAUAUUUACUUCGUUGAAAUUAUAUAAUAGAAGAAUAACUUCUUACGUGCGUACAAAGUACACACACAUUCUUUUUUUUUGUUAUUUUUUAAAAUUGUUAAUAUGGAAUAAUCAACAUUUUUUAGGAUGUAUGGAAUUAUUUUUACGGUUUAAUCCUUAAUUACUGACGUGGAUGUUUCAGGACGUAGACACUGAUAUGCGGUAUGUCAUACCGUUGCCUAUUCUCCUUUAUUUUUAAUACGAGUUUGUCCUAUAUCACUGUAUUUGUUUUUUACAUAACUACGGAAUGAUUCUUCAUACUGCUGUAAAAUAAAAUACUACUCCGAAUAAAAUAAACUUUGUUUUCAAGAAAAUUAUGAACGCAUGCAUAAUAUAUUAAAAAAAUGGUGGAGGUUUAAAAAAACGAAUUACAAAAAACCUAGUAUUCUUAACGAAAAAAUUCUAAAACAAUGUUGAAAGUACUGGAAAGUAGAACAACUGGAUGAACUUGCUGCCAUUCUAAUAUUGAAAGAAUACUGAAUGGACUGUUUUUCACUAUAGUAACAUAAACACUGACACGCGGUACAUGAUACCGCCAGAAAACUUUACGUCAACGUUGCUGAAAGACUAAUCUAUACUAAAACUGUAGCAGUUGGAAUCUUGGACCAGGAGAUCCUGAAAACGGAUGCCCUCCUGUUACCCUGCCUGCCAACUAAAAGCACCCGUGUUCGUCAAGGCACUCCCGUACGUGUUCAGUUAGCGAACGAAACUUCGAAGUGCCUUGCGCAGCCUAGAUGGGUCGUAGAAAUUAUCGGUUCUUACCUAGGAGCGGUAAGGCCGGUCGUACAUUGGAAGCGUAGUCGCGCGACUCGUAGGUAGCGCGUGUACGUGCGACUGAGCGACUGGUAUCAUCCACUGCAGACGACUGUAUACUUUACUUUAGUGUACUGUCAAACUGACUGUCAUCAUCAAAAGAAAGUGUAUUUUUGUGAAUAUCGUAAAAUAUACAUAGAAAGCAUAGUUUGAAAGGAAUAAUUUAUUACACAAAUACAGUUGAGUCCGCGAAUCUUUACCCGUGCGUCAUUAUUUAAAGCAUACGAAAUAAGUCGGAAAUUGAAAUUUACUAAACACAACAGCAAGUCACUUACUGUCACUUGCUGUUGCGUUUAGUAAAUUUCAAUUUCCGACUUUAAAUGCUUUAACGAUGACGCACGGGUAAAGAUUCGCGGACUCAACUGUAUGUAUGUUAUUUAUUAACAACUUUAAAAAGGUUUGUACCUUUGUACAAUGGCCUUCCCUUUAACGGGAAUCGACUCUUCCAUAUAUUGUUGGCGAUUCAAAUUUACACGAAAUAUUUACUAUACUAUUUAAUUACAUUUUUCACCAAAUUGAAAAAAAAACAUAAGUCAUUUUUUAAUAAAAUUAAAGAUUUAUAUAACUUUAUAUUUACUUGGUUUAGAUGUAAGACGUUUAUUAUUGUAAAAAUUUCAAAUAAAAAUUCUUUCUAAAGUUUCUUAUUCCUAAAAGUAUAAGAAGUAUUCACUUCUGUCGGCACUCGCAACGCAAGUGCCACGCUCUUUUUUUUAUUUUUCGUUUGCAUUGUAAUUAUAUAUUAUAAGAUAAUAAUAUUAAAAACUCUAUCACUAGCACCUACUUCAUCUGCAACUUUUGACCACAAUUUCCUUUGAACAUCACGUGAAUGGUCUUUCACGUUUUGUCCCACAAAGGAGACUUUUCAUAAACGGCACUAUAGGUUUUUCGUUAUCAAUUUCCUUAUCGAAAAUAACACAAUUAUUAUCGAAAAUUAAUACAAUAUCAAAUAUUAUAUUUAUUGCAAACCAUUGUAGCAUCAGCAUGCGAUUACCAGCGACUAAUCCCAUUCUAGGGGGAUCGGUCGCCAGUCGCUUGUGGUCGGUCGAGCCCGGUCGCUCAAAGUCGUUUGCAGUGGACGUUGUUUAGUUACAUUUUAUUUGAGGAUUAGUCGCUUCUAUACGGGCGUAUACGCGCUACCUUUGAGUCGCGCGACUACGCUUCCAAUGGACAAAUUGAUUGAUCCAGAUCUCUCUCAUCUUGCCUCAAUUGCUUUCUUUAUCAUGGACUUUCUUUUCAUGAUUUUUAUUAAAAGGUCUAGGAUGGAUUCAAAAUUAUCUCUGCUUUACAUACUACGUCAGGCUGACGUAUCAAGCUGUCGGGCGAUAUCUCUCCUAGUUUUGACCGCAUUCUGUGCUGUUACGUUGCAAGUCAUACAACUGUCAUCUCUGGUUUUUCGAAUACGGAACCCCGAAAAAUAAAAGACCUGAAAGAUUCAUGUCCGGUCAGGAACUACGUAAAAUAAAAAUUUACUCAUUUGAACCUACAUUUAUACCACUCCAUCACGGUAUUAGUUUUUUGGACCAUUGUGCCUUGUCUGUCUGUGCCUCCCAUUCUAUUAGUAAUUGCUCUCUAGUGACAGCUCUCACCUGUGCUAGAUGAGCAUCCUGAGAGUUGUAGAGAAUCUGCCGUUCUUUCGCUGAGAGGAUAAUGGGAAUCGUACCUUCUAUCACCUGUAGGGCCGUCGUCGAAGUAGUCCGGCACGCGCUUUUCACUUUUAGUAGGGGCUUUCGCUGAGUUCUAGUCAUCAAAUCCCCGUAUUUUUGAUAUUUUAGUAUAUCUAACCAAAUGGGGGUUCCAUAUAGGAGGGUCGAUUGUACCACUUGCAGGUAUAUUCUUCGUUUUUGGCUGCUAAGGCCUCCUAUAUUCGGUAUGAUCCUUUGUAGGGCUGCCGUUCUUACUUCUGCCCUCUGGACUAUAUUUGUCAGGUGUUUCGCGAACCUUAGGUCUGUGUCGAUGUAUAUGUAGGUAUUUUGCACAGUUUGUAGGCUUUAUUGUAGUACAGUGGAACCUCGUUAACUCGGAUUAAUCGGGACCGCGGCCUAUCCGGGCUAUCGAAAAUCCGGGUUAGCUGGAGAAAAUGGUAAAAAUUAAUAAAAUACGGUAUACUUACAGGUAGUUGGCGUAUUCCAUGACGUUUUAUCCAUAUAUCCAGCCAACCUUGACUCGCAGUGAAAUUUGGUUCACAAUCAGGCAAUAUUUUAUUCAGCUUGGGUGCUGAUUCUUGAAUAAUUGGUCCAGAAACUGGUAAACCAUGUUCGCGUUCAGCACAAAACCACACAUACAAAGCGUCGUCGAGAGUCUCAUUUUUAGCUUUAUUAGCUUUGCACCGAUUGUCCAAUCUGUCUUUUGUUAUCAUUUUGAAACAAAAUUCUUCGAUUUUAGUUCUAUUUUUCUUCAAAUCGGAUACUGUAGAUGUACCGACACCAUAUGAUGCUGCAAUUGUUUUUAAAGAUUCGCUUUUAUCAAUUCUACCUAAUGCUCCUAGUUUCUUUUCCAUUGUCACUACAAUAUUUUUACGUUUUCUUGCCAUUACGUAGACAAAAAACACGCAAACACAAAAUCUGAAUAGAUUUACGAACGAUUACAGAACGGAAGCGAACAAUACGACUGCACUACACACAAUACGGUCUCAAUCGCAACGAUGUUAUGUUAUUUAAUAACAAUGAAGACUAAGACCAUUGUUUAAAAAAUAAUUUUUUAAUAGUCUUUUUUAAACAAUGCUAAGACAGUUGAAAAUAAAUACAGGAUACUACAGGUGCCUGUUGUUUCCUAUAACACGACAAUGAACAUCAUGUGCCAUGAGUCAUUUUUACUAUCCUGUAUGUAGUUCAAAUUACACAAAUACCCAUUAUCUCUCAAAUAUUAUAUUACAUACAUUUUUAUUGUUGAAAUGUUUGUCUGAUAAAAAUCGGUCCGGGUUAUCGGGGGCCGACUUAUCGGGGUUCCACUGUACUACUAAUAUGAAAAGUCUUUGUUGUGGUCCUUUCAAUAUGAUCACUUCCGUUUUGUUUCCAGCUGGUUCCAGAUCGUUUGUAGCCAUCCAGCUAACGACUUUUCUGCAGCAUGUGUUUACUUUGUCUUCAAUUUUUCGGUUCAUGUCAGUCACCACUAAUAUCGCCAAGUCAUUUGCGUAGGCGAUAAUAUCGGCCAUAGUCAAUUUCUAGCACCGCGUUAUACAAUAUGUUCCAGAGUGUUGGACCCCUAUGCCGGCUGACAGCUUAUGUUCUGUAUUUUUUGCCACUUAACGUAUCUAUUUUUAAGAUACCUUUUAAUGAUAUUAUUGAUAAGGUAUCCUGACACUCGUACUGAUUCCAAUUUAGUUAUGAUGUAUGCCCAGUUGGUAGAGUUAAAGGCAUUUUUCACAUCAAACAUUACUACGACCCAUGUGUUCCUGGUGUUCUUUACAGAGUCAGAUGUUUUACCGCAUCUAUUGCAGACUUAGCUUUUCUGAAUCCGUACUGUCUGUUGGAGAUGGUCUCUCUUUCACUCAGUUCGUCUUCUAGGCGAUUUUUGACAAGAUUUAAUAAUUAAUAAUUUCCCUAGACAGUCGAGAAACAUAUAAGCCUAUAUAAAUUGGCUUCUUUCGGAUUUUUACAGGGUUUAUGAAUCAUCGUAAGUUUCGCUAAUUUUAACUGGUCUGGGAGCCCCUUUACUGUCCUGUAGCUGGUCAUCAAAACUUACGAUGAAUCAUCGUAAGUUUCGCUAAUUUUAACUGGUCUGGGAGCCCCUUUACUGUAUUUAGUGGAGUAUCAACUUGUUUGGUAUGGGUAGAUCUGUACCAAACGGGUCAAAAUUAAACCGUAAAAAUAAUUUCAUGCGUCUUAAAAAUGUUGUUAAUAUCAUAUUUACAAUUUACAAAAUUUAAAUUAAAGAAUUUCGGUAAAUUGGCAUUUUAUUCGCAAAAUAACUGAUUAGUUGUUAGGAGUCGUAUAUAAAGUACUAAGUUCUAGUCGUUUACAUGGCGAAAAUUCAAUUGACGUACAUAUGUACUUUCAUAGAUUGAUUUAAAAGCAUGGAAGAAGUUUUGCUUUAUAAUGUAAACAAAAAAUAUACUCACGGACAAAAAUAUUGCAUGUGCAUGUGGAAUGACAUUUUUGUGCUGGUAUCCUUAGCCCCCCCCCUGUAUCAUAGGAAUAGUUAUGUUUAAAAUUUACACAUUUCUUAAGAUAUCUCGAGAUAGAAAAAAGGUAUCGACAUGCGGUUUUCGGUAUUCUGUUGCUAAUUUGGUCUAAUUUUGUAAUACAGGAUAAAAAUACAUACUUGUAUUUUAUAUUUUCCAAAGAAAACUAGAUUUCUAAAAAAAAUAAAUAGCGCCUUCUAGCCGGCAUAUUACGUAAUAGGCUGUUUCCAAAUUAUAACUAUUACAUUGACGAAAAGAGAGCUGUUUUCAACAAGACCAAGUUUGUAAAAAUCGAUUAAGCAGAACCGGACUUACAGCGAUUUUUUCAUAACAAGGUUCCCACUCACCCCCACCUCUUAUUUGCACAGGUAGACUUAAGCUUGUGAAAUAAAAUAUGCACAGAAUUGUAUGAAGAAUACGAUGAUUGAAUUUCAAGUGCCCUUUCAUUAGGCAAAUUUUGUAAAAUUUCGAUUUCCUAAUUUUUGAUAUUUAAUUACGCCCUCUAGCGGUGGACUUACAAUUAUGAAAAUAAUUUCCAGGCUUUUCUCGGGGCAACUUUUGUUAUAAAAAAUUUUUUCCCAAAGCUGUAGUAUAAACGGUUCCUGAGAUAUGGCCGAGAGCCAUUCUUAUUGGGACACCCGGUACAUAUCAGUUGGCAUUCUCCUAAUCACUUCCACGUGUUCGGUAUGUCCUUUCAAAGCAAUACCGCUCCGUAGCACUGUGCCACCGCCACCAAAACUAACGCUCUUGCUUCCAUAUGAUGAACGCUAUGCCGGAUGUAACCUCAUAGUGAUAAUUUUGGUGGUGGCGGCAUAGUGCUAUGGAGUGGUAUUUCUUGGAAAGGAGAUACCAAACUUGUGGAGGGAUUGGUUAAAUGACAGCUGAUAUGUAUUACACAUAUAAAACAUUUUAGAUCAUGUUUGCCAGCCAUAUUGGAUAGCAAAUUUGUGUUAAUGAACUAUGACGCAGCUCUUCAUCUCGGUAGAAACAUCACAUUCGGAAAAGAAAAUUCCUAUCACACUGGGGGGCCAGCACAAAAAUUUUUAUUUCACACGUUAAUUUCAAAAAUAUUUUUUGUCCGUGAGUAUAUAUUAUCGUAUUCAUUAAAUAUGGAAGAAAUCUAAGUCAGCAUAGCAACAUGUAUCCAUGGGAUAUUCGUGGAUAUUUAAAAGUGACAGAUAUUUUGUUAGGACUUCAAGGAGGUUUUCAAAGUAUUGCCCUUUUGUAUUGAUGGGAUACUAGUGCAACACAAGAACAUUACAUACAUUAAGAAGAUUGGCACCAUAGAUCUGCUUCGAAACUGGUUUUUAGUACAUACAUACAAUGUGCUCCCCUUGAUAACUCAAAAACAGUUUUUCUUUAUUUAAUUUUACUUCAAAUUGCUUUAAUGAUAUUUUUUCAAUUAAAUGGUGCUAAACUAAAAGGCAAGAAAUCCGUUUUCAAGAAAAAUUAAAUGAAAAGGAACUGGCAGCUUGGAACUGUUUUGUAUACGUAGUAAAAUAAAUGGUAAAUAAAAUAUCAGGAAAUCUGGGACUCGUAUUAGGUGACUAUUGCUAAUUUUUAAAAAAUAAUACAAUAGAAGAAACAGAUUUUUGUCGUAACAUAAAAUUCAUAUACGUAAAACAUACAUAUUCAUUUUGUCUUAUCUUAUUUUUAACCUCACGUAAUGUUUUUGGCUAUAUUUAAUACAUACAUUUUAAAUGUUCAUAUUAAAUAAAUAUUAGUUUGUAAAAA